UCAUCGUAAAGGACAAAUUAUACAUUGGUCAAUAUUAUACUGUUUAAUGACAAUAACUGUGACCUUUCCAUAUGUCAAUGAUGUGUGCAAGCAGUUAGUUCAUUGUUGUUGUUAUCCAGGUCCACUUCAGGCUGCUACUGUUGGCAGCAGUCAUGUCCGGCAAACAGUACCCACUGGGCUACGACCCGCAGAUCCUGUCAGUGCUGUACGCAACAGAGAACCGGCUGCGGACACGAUGGUUCUUCAAGAAUCUGCACCUACUGCAGCAGAUCAUCGCAGAUGCCCCUCGUCUGGCUGAAGGUGAGGCAGACCGCCGCCUCAGAGAGCUGCAGCAGCCACAGCUACUGCAGUUGCGCACCAGGCCACGCUUCCUCAAAACUGUCCGCAGGCCACCACCACCUCUGCCACCCCCGGACCCUGAGGUUCAGCUGGACUCCAUGCGGCCACCAUCACCACGCACCAAACAACUCAUAUACUCCCAGACUGGACCAUAUGAAUAUCUGAAAGCCAGAUGUGCAAAGCCCCCAAAUCAUCGGUAUUAUCUUCCUGAGACAACUAACUUCAGUUAUGGGUGGCAAAGUGACGAACUCUAUGCACGUGUGUACAACCCACCUUACGGGCGCAGCACACAAAGUACUCAACAACUAUAUCGAAGGCAGGGAGUCAAACCCGAUUCUCCAUCAAUCAGACCAGCUUUUAUCUUCGUACCUCUUGAAAAACAUUACAUUUAGAAUUGGUGUAAGACAUGAAGGAACACUGUCUAAUCUCUUCUCAAUUAUCAAAUUGUAGU
Molecule: messenger RNA, 790 nt
Organism: Schistocerca piceifrons (Central American locust)
Lineage: Eukaryota; Metazoa; Arthropoda; Insecta; Orthoptera; Acrididae
Product: protein ATP6V1FNB-like
Exons: 2
Coding region: 153-731 (192 amino acids)
Source: RefSeq, a predicted model, not a curated record